Messenger RNA from Vitis riparia (riverbank grape), 1217 nucleotides. Its product is annotated as chitinase-like protein 2. The record is from RefSeq and is a predicted model, not a curated record. Gene Ontology annotation, biological process: carbohydrate metabolic process; chitin catabolic process; cell wall macromolecule catabolic process. NCBI's taxonomy places the organism in Eukaryota, Viridiplantae, Streptophyta, Magnoliopsida, Vitales, Vitaceae. The transcript is spliced from 3 exons. Gene Ontology annotation, molecular function: chitinase activity. The coding region runs from base 60 to 1025 and encodes 321 amino acids.
UCUCCCUCUCCCUCUCCAACACACAUUCAAGCUGUGAUCUCCUCUUCACUUCCCCAAAAAUGGAGGCAGAACGGAGCUUUCUGUUGAUAAUGGCAGUUGCAGCAAUGGUGGUGACAGUGGGCGGACAAGGGUCAGGGACGAAGCCAUUGGUGAAGGUGUUGAAGGGUGGACUCAAGGUGUGUGACAAAGGGUGGGAGUGCAAAGGGUGGUCCAAGUAUUGCUGUAACCAGACCGUUUCCGAUUUCUUCCAGACCUACCAGUUUGAGAACCUCUUCGCAAAGCGUAAUACGCCUGUGGCACACGCGGUUGGCUUCUGGGACUACCGCUCUUUCAUCACCGCCGCCGCCGUUUACCAGCCUCACGGAUUUGGCACCGCCGGCGGGAAGCUCAUGCAGAUGAAGGAGGUGGCAGCUUUUCUAGGCCACGUCGGCAGCAAGACCACUUGUGGCUAUGGAGUGGCGACAGGGGGGCCAUUGGCCUGGGGACUAUGCUACAACAAGGAAAUGAGCCCCAGCAAAUCUUACUGUGAUGACGACUACAAAUACACCUAUCCCUGUACCCCUGGAGUCGAAUACUUUGGCCGAGGCGCCUUGCCGAUCUACUGGAACUACAACUACGGAGAAGCUGGGGAAGCCCUGAAGGUGGAUCUGCUGAACCAUCCAGAAUACAUAGAACAGAACGCCACCCUAGCCUUCCAGGCUGCGAUUUGGAGGUGGAUGACCCCAGUGAAGAAGCAGCAGCCCUCGGCCCACGACGUCUUUGUAGGGACCUGGAAGCCCACCAAGAACGACACUCUGGCCAAGCGGAUUCCUGGGUUCGGCGCCACAAUGAACGUUCUGUAUGGCGAUUCUGUCUGCGGCCAGGGUGACGUCGAUUCCAUGAACAACAUCGUCUCCCACUACCAGUACUACCUUGACCUGAUGGGUGUCGGCCGUGAGGAAGCAGGGCCUCAUGAGGUUCUCACCUGCGCCGAGCAGGAGGCUUUCAACCCGUCAUCUUCUUCAUCUUCUUCUUCAUCUUCUUGAGCUCGAUCUUUGCGAUGGUAUUAUGAUAGUAAAAAUGCCCGUGUUCUUUGGUAUUCUAUUUUGUUUGUUAUGUACGUGAGAAAGCACAUAUUCGAGUCCAUAUGUAUGUAUAAUCUUCUUCUCCGAUUUCUCUUCAAUGAUCAGGAUUGCUUUGAGCACUUCACAAUUCUAAUUCGUUAUUUCUUGAUGCCA